Messenger RNA from Galendromus occidentalis (western predatory mite), 1566 nucleotides. RefSeq names its product protein kinase C theta type-like. Gene Ontology annotation, molecular function: ATP binding; protein kinase activity. The transcript is spliced from 3 exons. Gene Ontology annotation, biological process: protein phosphorylation. Lineage: Eukaryota; Metazoa; Arthropoda; Arachnida; Mesostigmata; Phytoseiidae. The record is from RefSeq and is a predicted model, not a curated record. The coding region runs from base 1 to 1566 and encodes 521 amino acids.
AUGUGGUCAGUCUUCCAACGAAUGGUCGACGGCAAAGCGCGUACAAACAACUACGCGGAAGGCGCUCAUCGACGCAUGCAGCUCGAGUUCGGAGUCAGUCACCCGACGCGAUGGAAGUUCAUCGACGGCUCGAGAAGGAUACAGAGAAAUCGAGACUUCCUGUUGGAACAAUUCCUCGGAGGUGUUCCAAGUGCUGAAAAACGCACACACCGCAAGUCAUUCAAUAUCACGAAAAUCCUUCUGGGAGAGCUCCUGAAAUCCCACAGUCAGAUAAGCCUUGAUUACGUCCCGUUGGAGACGUUUGCCAAACAGCAAUCAGUCCGUUUGAUAAGCGAUAUUCUGGAAAAACUGAACCAUCUCACUCUGGCCGUCGAGGAUGUGAAGAUUCACAUCUUGAACAUCGCGGCUUCUUCCAACUUGUAUCGUAAGCAGCAAUCGGUAGCCGGUGCCGCCAUGGCAAUGAAAUGUCUACGCGCAUUCAUUCUCGCCGUUGCCGAACUCUGCAAUUUAUUUGAGCUCAAGAGUAACCAUGAAUUGACAAAUUGGUUUCUGAGCGCGUCGCUUUGCGAGCAGACCCUCCGUGCAUUGAACAUCAGAGUGGCGUAUCCCGCUGUAGACUUCAUCCCGCGUAUGGAAGAUUUCGUAGCGACCCGUACGUUGGGGAAAGGCGGUUUCGGUGCCGUUUUCGAAGCACGCUUCGUCCCGAAGAACAUCGUGGUGUGCAUCAAGCUCAUACCAUUGAGUAGAUUAAAGAAAGUUUCCUUCGCUUCGCUCGAUAAGAUUUUAGCAUCCGUGACAGAACAUGCGAAACUGGUUCAGUAUUAUUCCAGUUUCUUGACAACUGAGGCGUACGUCACCGUGAUGGAAUGCGUUCAAGGAAUCGAUCUCAUAAGAUUCAUCGAGGCUAGGGGCGAGCUUUCAGCCGACAAGAGCGUCGUGGUCCUCCUGCAGAUGGUGAAAGCCAUUGCUCAUCUGCACGCCCACGGUUUCAUACACCGGGACGUAAAGCUCUUGAACACGCUCAUUCUCCCUGGGGGUCAUAUUAAAAUCAUCGAUUUCGACACCUGUAAGAUCUGUAUGGCUCACUUCGUGGAAACGAAACCUUUGCAUACGUACUUCGAGAAAACGGCGAACGAGUUUUCGGAUCAAGACUACGCUGGAACGAUCACGUUCCUUCCGCCGGAGAUAAUUCUACGAGAGUCUUACGGGAGAUCGAUUGAUUGGUGGGCGAUCGGAGUGACGAGUUUCCGACUGCUAGCGGGGAGAUUGCCAUUCAGAUCGAAACACCGGCAAAAGUUGAAAGAGAUGAUUGUCAGAGAGGAGCCUGAAUUCCCGAAAGAAACCGAAGAAUCCGCGAAAGAUUUCACGCUUCGGCUGCUGCACAAAAACAAGUCGAAGCGCCUGGGCUCUAGAAGCUACACCGAGCUCACGGGUCACAAUGUCUUCAAGAAUGUCCGGGGCGAUCUACCCUCGGACGGUGUUUAUUUCGAGACGAAUGUCGGUAAAUCCACGACCUUGAGAAAAGAGAGAUCGAAGUACGGCCACUGUCUGCGGGUCCAUGUUUAA